Molecule: messenger RNA, 837 nt
Organism: Histoplasma capsulatum G186AR
Lineage: Eukaryota; Fungi; Ascomycota; Eurotiomycetes; Onygenales; Ajellomycetaceae
Product: proline-specific permease
Exons: 5
Coding region: 1-837 (278 amino acids)
Biological process (GO): amino acid transmembrane transport
Cellular component (GO): membrane
Molecular function (GO): amino acid transmembrane transporter activity
Source: RefSeq, a predicted model, not a curated record
AUGCCGCCAACGAAAAGGGAUUCGGUCUGGCUUAAGGCGAAGGAUCUUUACAUGAUUUCAUUUGAGGUAAACAGCAAGUCUUUAUUAUUCAAACCCUCAAAUAAAUCGCUCAACGAUGUGACAAAUAUCGUCCAGGGGUGCAUUGUCACGGCCUAUUUGGUGGGCCCUGGACGAACCUUGGCCAGAGGAGGUCUGACGAUGACUCUAGCUACAUCCAUCGCUAUCUGUUCCGUUGUUUGGACCUUGUUUUUCAUGCUGCUGCUCAAAAUCGCAGCAUAUAUCCUUUCUCGUGGGGCGUCUCCGGAAUUCUACUUGACAGAUUUUCUCCCGAAAUCGGUUGGUUUUGUAUUGCUUUGGAAUUACUGCGACAAAACAAGGAACCAUCGAAGGACGCUACCCGUGGCCGCCAAAACAUUCAUAGUUCAUCUCAUCCUGUUCUCUUUACUUCGUAUCCUAGCGGUUACUUUACCCUACCCGUCCAACAUACCCGAACUCACAUCUGGCGGCUCUGGCGGCGCUGGCGCCGGAGCUUCUCCUUUUGUUGUUGGAAUCAAGCAUGCAGGCAUCCAGGUGCUUGACCACAUCGUGGAUACUGUUAUCUUCCGCCUAUUCCUCUUGGAUUUUGUGCCUGCUUUCGUAUCGUCGGUUCCACACGUCACUGAAAGUGAAGGCUCAACAGCAACCACUUGGGAUUAUUGCGUUACCUUAAACUAUCAGAAGUUGCUCGCGCAAUACUACUCCCGCCGCCAAUUAUUGUGCCCCUCCUCCAGUUCAAGAGCCCCGCGUCGUAAUGUCUACAUUCGAGGAAUAUUUCAGAGUGAAGACACUCCCAUUUAG